AUGCCCUAUCACUCCAUAAAUACUGUAAGCGGUAGUGAAUUAGAACCAGAGCAUCAAGUCGGCCAUCCAGCAGCAGAUGCCUGGCCUUCUGAUGACCAGAGAUUCAAGGCGCUGGCAGUCUCAGCAAGUCCUCUCUUGUUUGAGCCAGAAACCGCAGAUUCAGGCCAAAAGCCUAAGCAGACCUUGCUCAUUGACACGACAAUCCGCAAUCCGCUGAGGAUGGCUCAACAUCAGCCAUCGACCUUCCGCAUUUUAGUUGCUAUCAUGCGGAAGCAUCACAUGUCCGUUUUCAACGGCGACCCCAACACUGCGAAUGACCACGCCUUCUGGGCAAACUUGUUCAUGGAAGGUCUAGAUAGGUCGUGGAUGGUUGGCAUUACUACGACCUGGAAGGAGCGCUUCAGUUGGGUACUGCAGUAUAUUCGAACAGGCAGCCUGCCUCAGGAGGCUCAAGUUGCUAAAGAGGUUCUUCGACUAGCUAUGACGAAUGUGUUAUCGCAGCCGAAGCAUCCGUAUAUUUACGAUGCGAAAAUCUCAACUUCGAAAUACCUGAACCCAGACUUGAGUCCGGUUUGGGUAAAGGAAUUUCUCACGGCCAGCGGCGAUAUCAUUGAGGUGGAAAGAGGCGCACGAAUCCGCCUAGAAGGCUUUGAUAUCGAUAAGCUCUGCAAACACUUUGGCAUACUGAUUGCUCCGCUGUGGGAAGAAGAAGUGUACCCGCAGGCGGCCUCUCAUCGUGUCCAGAACACUACAUCCAACACGGGCCCAGGCUGUCCAGCGCCAAGCUCGAUGUUCAGAGAAAGCGGAGACAGUAUCAACCAAGGCAUGGCUUCGCAUAUUGAUGAAGGGAAUCCUCGAUCAGUAUUGCAUCCGUCGCGCUCUGAACCAGUCCUGACUAGGGCUUUUACACAAGGGCUCGUCCAUUCCAUGGCUGCGUCUACCACACAGGCUUCAAACAAGAAGCGCAGGCAUCAAAAAGCUUUCCCUCAAGAUAGGGGAGGGGGAAAGGUUUCAGCUCCCAAGCGCUCCUGCGCGGGACCACAGGACCUAGGAACUACGACAUGUGCAAGUGAUGAGAACCUUAGAUCUUCUUCUGAACCUUCACCAGCGCUUGCGGACUCUCUUGCCGCGACUCAAGAAGGCUGCCACCACAGUCAUCAGGCAUCUAGUCGCACGACAGGAGAGAACGAAAUAGGAAGCAGCCAACUGAUCUCGCCGCUUCUACCUGGAACGCCGACUAUAGAUUAUCUGGGGCUUCCGCCACCAGAGUCACCGCCUCCGUAUACAUUUUCAGCAGCUAUGCUGAAACGCAGUUGGCACGAAGACGAGGAUAAUUACCUUAAAUAUCUCAUGGAAUGUGAGUUGACGUGGCCACAGCGAUAUAAAAAGUUCAAGGCACGGUUCGGCGAGAUACGUUCAGAGAUGAGUCUCAGCGCGAGAUCGCCUAAACUUGAGAAAGACUGCCCGAGGUUCCUUCAACGAAAGGUUCAAUCAAAAUGGUCUCUUGAAGAAACAGCAGUCCUGAGGUCCUUGGUCCCUGCAGAAGAUGACUGGCAAGGUGUGAUUGAGAAGUUUCAGGAGCGGCUCGGCCACACUCGAACUGGUCAGCAGAUCAAGAGUAAAGCUUGGUGGGAGAGCAGACAGGGGAAGCGUAAAGCUGGAUGGCCGAGCCUAGACACAUCUCACCUUGAUUCCCAGGAACGGUGGACUGAUGAGCAACACGAAUUCCUGGUAUCACUUAAGAAGACUGGAGUGGACCGCAGCAAGUGGGUUGAGUGUAUGCGAGAUAAGUUCGAUGUGGAGCGGACACUCGAUGCUCUAACCUUGAGGCUCAGUCACUUCGGCUUGCUUGAUCACACCUGGGAUGUCUGGACAGCUGAAGAGGAAGACUUCAUGGCCGAUUGCAUUGCUACAGUGAACAGAGGUGAAGUUUGUGACUUGUUUUGGGACGCUUUCGGGACUCAACGAAGCGAGUCUUCCAUCUGGACGAAAUGGGCUGAGAUGAAGAAAAAGCCAGGAUAUCGCACAAACAACCAAGGCAUCUUCUGGACUACUGCCGAAGACACCCUCAUCAGGGAAUGGACGGGUAAUUUCACGGGUCUCAUGGCGGCGUAUAAACAACAAUUUGGGGACCACCGGACCGAGGGUGCUAUGAGGGGAAGGCUUCUGAAGAUGCGCCGUAACAAGAUAGAGCCUUCAAAUUAA
This is a messenger RNA of Fusarium redolens, 2205 nucleotides long. RefSeq lists its product as uncharacterized. The coding region runs from base 1 to 2205 and encodes 734 amino acids. Lineage: Eukaryota; Fungi; Ascomycota; Sordariomycetes; Hypocreales; Nectriaceae. The record is from RefSeq and is a predicted model, not a curated record. The transcript has a single exon.